Molecule: messenger RNA, 2007 nt
Organism: Penicillium maclennaniae
Lineage: Eukaryota; Fungi; Ascomycota; Eurotiomycetes; Eurotiales; Aspergillaceae
Product: putative MFS transporter Fmp42
Exons: 3
Coding region: 1-2007 (668 amino acids)
Cellular component (GO): fungal-type vacuole membrane
Source: RefSeq, a predicted model, not a curated record
AUGUCUCUUCCUCGUAUCUCCUUCCUGGAAGGUUGGGAUCGUUACCCAGGCCCCAUCGGUGGUCGAGACGCCUCAGCUCCAUCAGAUACUGAAUCAGAGUACGAUCUGCCAGAACCAUCUCCGCAGUCCUCCUCGUUCCCUUCAACGUAUAGCCGGCUUAAUUUCAAUCCGUAUGCGGGGCCAGGCUGGAACGAGAGCGCUGACGAUCGAGAUGAUCACCCCUCCUUGCUUGGAUCCCUUCUCUCUCCAACGGCGACGCGGGAGAGUCGAGUGGAGCCCCCAAGUGCCGACCUUGGCUCUGGCUCUGGUCCAGGGUCCAAAAUUUCCUGGUCGGUUGCGAGACCUGCUUAUGAAGUGAGCCCCGCUAAGCGCAUCGCUGCGGGAAUUGUCUUUGGAUUUGCAGCCAUUAAGCCCGUUUUGAUUCGCGAGAAUGUAUAUCGCAACCUCUGCUCGCAGGCCGAGCUCGAGGAGGAUGUGGAUGUCUGCUAUGGUCAGGAGAUUAGGUUGAACCUCAUGUUCACCAUUGCCGCUGUGGCAACCAAUGUCUCUGCCCUUCCCGUAGGAACCAUUCUAGAUGCGUAUGGUCCUCGCGUAUGUGGCCUCAUUGGCAGUUUGUGUCUCGCUCUUGGAGCUGUACUUUUUGCGUUCGCCGGCCAAUUGCCCUUUGAUGGGUACAUUCCGGGAUAUCUACUACUUUCUCUCGGUGGCCCAUUUGUGUUUAUCUCAUCAUUCCAACUGUCGAACACAUUCCCCACGCGAUCAGGACUGAUCCUCUCCAUGCUUACGGGGGCCUUUGAUGCCUCUAGCGCUUUGUUCUUGGGAUUCAGACUUCUGAGUGAACACACCGAGGGCUACAUAUCAAGCCAGAAGUUCUUCAUCGCCUACCUAAUCGUUCCGAUAUUCAUUGCCACCGUCCAGAUUACAGUGAUGCCCAAGAAAUCCUACAAAACAGCCGGCGAGCUAGUUCAAGAAGCUUCAGCACAUGUCGCCGACGAAAUGGCUGAUCGCGUAGAUGGUACAAAUGAAGAUGCCGAGCGCGAACGGAUUGACCGUCGCGCCCAGCGCCAGAGCAUCGUAAACCAGAUCCAAGGCCUUCUAGAUGAUGGCACAGCAUCAACCCGAUCUGGCGGGAUCAACGACUCUGCCUUCCAAUCCCCAAAUAUUCAAUCACCGCGCCUCGAGCCCACUGAACCAUCUCAGCCUGCAUCUAUACCCGCUAACACACCGAACACCCACACAAGCGGCGUCUGGGGUGUUCUCCACGGCAGAAGCGCCCUUCAACAACUCUGCACGCCCUGGUUCCUACUGAUCACCCUAUUUACUGUCCUCAUGAUGCUCCGAAUAAACUACUUCGUCGCUUCUCUCCGCCAACAAUAUAAUUAUCUCCUUGACCCACUCUUGGCCCGCCAAAUCAAUACAGCCUUUGACAUCCUCCUCCCCGUUGGCGGCCUCCUCUCAAUCCCAUUUAUCGGCACGUUCCUUGACACCUUCAAAACCCGCACCGUCCUCACUAUCCUCGUGGUAACGGCUACCGCAAUCGGUGUUUUGGGGUGUAUACCGAAUAGCGCGGGAGCUGCAUAUGGAAAUAUUAUGCUUUUCGUUCUCUAUCGGCCAUUCUAUUAUACCGCUGUGUCAGAUUACUCGGCGAAAGUCUUUGGUUUCCAGACGUUUGGCAAGGUAUAUGGACUGAUCAUCUGUCUUGCUGGUGUUGGAAACUUUGCGCAGGCUGGUUUGGACACGUUGACACUGAAGGUUUUCGGUGGUGAUCCUGUACCGGUCAAUGUUGUUUUGACUCUCUCGGUCACUGCUGUGGGUGGUGCGUUGGUUGCCUUUGUCUCUUGGAAGACGGCUGUUUUGGCGAAGAUGGGAAGUGGGCCAGAAAUGAGGCCAAGUUUGAUUGGGAACGGGAAUGGGAACGGGGUUCAUCCAGAGGGUGUGAUGGCGAGAGACUGGGAGACGAGACCGCUUCUUUCGAAUGAGAAUGAACGGAGAGCUUAUGGGUCCUGA